UGACAUGCAAGCUUCUCCUCCGUUGCCAAACCCUCCAAAGUACCAUGUGCCCAUGUGGAAUGUUGAUCUUACGUUGAAACCCUUUCUUGGCGUUGUGUUCUUGGACGUCGAUCGUAAGGAGCGGCACGGAGUCAUAAAACAUGUCACAGAGCAGUCAGUAGAAGUUUACAUUUUGUAUAAUAGGUCGAUCAUUGAGGAAGUUUUCCAAAAGUUGUCUAUCAUGAAUGACAGGAGGUACACAAGUUUGCUAGCUGGAAUUCAAUCACAUGAGUGUUUCCAGAGCAUAUAUACAGAUGAGUUUCCAAUAUCAGAUAUCGUGAGAAUUUUCCAUGUUACAUUCCCUUGUGUUUUUGUUGCCCCCGGUCCUCCAUCUCCUGUCUCACUUGUAAGCGUCGUUGGAUGGAUCUUUUUCGAGAAUGUACAGCAAAAAGAACGUUGUCACAUAGAAUACUUCAAAGGAUUUCGGUUGACACAAUCAAUGCUCAAUUGUUAUUUGGCGAACUUUCAGGAUGAGCUUAACUUCUUCAAGAUCUCCAAUGUUUUUAAUGUCAUACGAGAAGAAUUGAAGAUAUGGUUGGUGAAGCGAGGAUGCACUAAAUGGAAUCCGAGAAAAGCAAAUCGCCUUGCUUUCACCGUACCAAUUCAAGAUUUUACUGCGAUACUGUAUUUGUUGAGACAGAUGCCUGUAGAAACAAGCAAGGUGCUGUGCUCAGGAAUUUCAAACCGCCAUUCUCGUCGAUGUGCCUGGACUCUGGAUGCAAAUCUGUUACAUACUCCAUUGUUCAAAGAAGCCUUGAAUGUUCCCUUGAAAGAUUGUCCUUUUAGCCUGGGGCCUGCUCGAGGAUCCAUCUACCUCGAAGGCCCUAUCCAAAUUUUCAUGCCAAUUCAAAAUCCGCGUUCGGCAUGUGCAACAGCGAUCACCUUCAAGUUCACAAAAAUUGUAAGGUUAUCCUUCACCAAGGCGCUAAUGUGGAAUUUCCCUCCCUCGGAACACUACUAAGCAACAAGGCAGACAAGGCCAAAGUUUUAUUCUUCCAAAUUUCUUAACUCUGCGUUGUGAACUGUUGUGAUGGUAAAAGUAUUCAGACAGAGAAGUAAAAAAUUUAUUCAUCC
Guillardia theta CCMP2712 is the source of this 1113-nucleotide messenger RNA. RefSeq lists its product as hypothetical. Bases 5 to 1000 code for a protein of 331 amino acids. The record is from RefSeq and is a predicted model, not a curated record. Lineage: Eukaryota; Cryptophyceae; Pyrenomonadales; Geminigeraceae. The transcript has a single exon.